Molecule: messenger RNA, 2049 nt
Organism: Exophiala oligosperma
Lineage: Eukaryota; Fungi; Ascomycota; Eurotiomycetes; Chaetothyriales; Herpotrichiellaceae
Exons: 1
Coding region: 1-2049 (682 amino acids)
Source: RefSeq, a predicted model, not a curated record
AUGGAUCAAUAUUUGGCUUCGCUGCUUGUCAGCUCCACUGCAACAAUCCUCUGCCAUUCCAACAGCCCCUUCAUUGCCCUCUUCAUCUUUCGAUACCUCCGCUUGAUCGUCCACAUUGUUUCGUUCUGGUGUUACAAGCACUCGCCGAUCCCAGCCAUCCGGACAAUCACUGAGCGCGACGUGACUGUCAUUAUCCCCACAGUUGAGCCGACAAACUACGAUUUCCAGGAAUGUCUCUCUUCGGUGCUCAUGAACGGCCCAGCGACGGUCCACAUCGUCACUGUUGGCUCGGAGCUUCACCGUCAGACGUGUGGGAUCGUUCGCCCCUUUGUCCCCAGAUACCCCAGCACUAACAUCAAAGUCUCGUGCACGAUGCAAGCUAACAAACGCAAACAGAUAGCCCAUGUGCUUCCGCACGUCCAGACUGCCCUGACGGUGCUCGUCGACGACCACGUCUUCUGGCCUUCGGGACAUUUCCUCUCGACGACGGUAGCCCCUUUUGAAAACCCGGCCGUCGGGGCCGUGGGUACUAACAAACGCGUCCGACGACACGACCUGCCUUUCGGGUUGGCCUCCUUCUUCAACGUGCUCGGCGCACUGUACCUCGAGCGACACAAUUUCGAGAUCCGCGCGACCAACGCCCUCGACGGCGGCGUGUUCGUCAUCUCCGGCCGCACGUGCGCUUACCGGACGCAGAUUUUGCAAUCGCCAGAAUUCCUCCGUGGGUACCUACACGAGACCUUCUUUUUCGGUCGGUUCGGGCCCCUCAACGCCGACGACGACAAUUACAUCACGCGCGCGGUCGUGAAGGCCGGGUGGAAGAUCAAGAUCCAGUACAACGCCGAAGCCAUGAUCGAGACCACGGUCGGCACGUACCCAAAAUUUCUCUCGCAGUGUCUUCGGUGGGCUCGCACCACCUGGCGCAGCAACCCGGCAAGCCUGCGAAGUUGGACCGUCUGGCGGACCCAGCCUUGGUGCGUGUACGCCGUAUACCUGACGAGCAUGGUCAAUUUCGCCCUGUUUUACGACGCCGCGCUGUUCUGGACGCUCUCUCGGAGUGACUUUGUCGUCGGAAGUGGAGGACGACACAACAAUGCGGCGUACGCGGUGCUGGGUGGGUGGAUCCUGGCCACCAAAAUGGUCAAGUUGGUCAGUUACUUUCUUCGACAUCCCUGGGACCUCGUUUACUUGCCGGGUACUUUGGGGUUCGCUUACUUCCACAGCUUGAUCAAAUUGUACGCUCUUUGUACGUUUUGGGUGACGGCUUGGGGUGGUCGAGACCUGGACAGCAUCGGUGUUGGACACGAUUCGACUCGUGAAACGCAAAGUCCGGUUGAAUUUAUGACCACCGCUACCGAGUCUCGCUCGGCUUCGGCCCUAGAAGAAGAGUACAGGGUUUCGUCGGCCAACGGCGUCGUCUCUUCUACUACCACUACUGACACCAAUCUCACCCGUCCCUACAGACGCGGUGGCACCUCCGCCUCCGGCAGACAAUCAAUCAUGACACCCUGGGGACGUGUCACCCCCGAGAGCGCACAUCUGCCUGCCAACGUCCAACUCGACACUCGUGCUCAAACGCGAACGAGACGACGACAAGCAGACCUAACGGACUGUCCAGAUAGAUCGAACCAGACUUUGGUGGUGGAGACCAGACUACGACAACAACAGCAGCCCGUCGCUCCUCGUCUCGAAGGUGUCGACGGUCCAGAUGAUGAGAUUUCGCCUCUGGACUUGGCCCCCGGACAGGAACAAGACUGGGUUCGAGGUCAAGGUCAACUACAGCUCGCCACACCCGCCCUCACACCACCACCACCGCCGCCGACAGGAGACGAACAACCAUGUCCAGUUUCUGGCCGCCCUUGCAGACGAGUCUGCUUCGACCCCUAUUCACGUGUGUGGGUUCGUGCGAAUUGUCAACGACUACAUUACAACGGUUUGUACAUCGGGGCCGGGGGAGGUUGUGACACGACAAGACAAGAACAGUGUCGAGUGUUGAAUACUCGGAGCCUGGAUGGAUUGGUCCUACAAAAUACAGACACAGGUGAGUGA